CCAGUGCUGCUGCCUUCAGUGUUCCUUGUAAUUUCGGACUCUCAACUUUCCUACAUAGAAUAUGAAAAGAGGGUUAUAAAUAGGAAGAGACGCUUACGCUUAAAGAAAAUUAUUAUUAAAAAUAUUUCUCAUUUAAAGGGAGAUUUACAUGUAUUUAAUAUUGCCUGCAAUGAUGUUCAUCUGUCCUGAAGGGACAACAUGUCAAGCUCCAUGCUUUGUUUCAAUUGGAUUUCACUGAUUAAAUUGAAAAUGUGUGAAAACAUGCACCUUUAACAAAUAGAUGGACUCAAAGAUUAUUUAAAUAGAGUGGAUUCGCUUCUCCAUUUAAAUAAUCUUCUAAUUUAUCGAUUUAACCCUCAGUGGAAAUACGCAUCUAGUUUUGAGGCUUAUAAACAAUUGCAUGUUAGGCCUAUAGUGAUAUCAAUUAAAAAAUAUAUAACUUGUCACAUUUAAAACUUCAUGUCUAAUACCCUUACUCAUCGUUAAAGAUGGAGUCAACCUAGUAUACAAACGCACCAACAUAACCUCUUAAAACGGCGGCAGCAGGGUAAAGAGCGAACGCGCUACCGUUGAAAUCAGCUUUUCCGACGGCCCCUGAACGCCGCAGCGUUCAUCCGCCCGAGCCGCGCGCCGCCGCGCUGCACGAUCGCGCCCUGAUGAGAACAGAAGGAGCACAGAGCCGCUGACCGUUUCUGUGCAGGUGUGCGCGGCCCCGAUCACGUGGUUCUCUCCCCCAUCUGUGGAUGGCACCAGGAUCAGGUGCGCCGCCGGCCGGCUGUUUUCUUUUUGUGUGUUCGUCCCUCAAAGGGUGACACGCGCGUGAGUUAGCGGAUCGAGAACGAGAAGUCGGUCGGCUUCGAUGCUGCGCGCGGGAGGGAUGGAGGAGUUCAUCACCGAGGAAGAGGAGCCGUGGUACGACCAGCGGGACCUGGAGCAAGACCUGCACCUGGCAGCCGAGCUCGGCAAGACCCUCCUGGAACGCAACAAGGAGCUGGAGGACUCCCUGCAACAGAUGUACAUCGACAACGAGGAGCAAGUGCAGGAGAUUGAGUACCUGUCCAAGCAGCUGGAGCUCCUGCGGGAGAUGAACGAGCAGCACGCCAAGGUGUACGAGCAGCUGGACGUGACGGCCCGAGAGCUGGAGAUCACCAACGAGAAGCUGGUGCUGGAGAGCAAGGCCUCGCAGCAGAAGAUCGACCGGUUGACUGGCACCAUGGACACCUUGCACGCUCAGGUGGACAGCCUGACGGUGCGGGUGGAGGAGCUGCGGACUCUGGAGGAGCUGAGGGUCCGCAGAGAGAAGACGGAGCGCCGUAAGACGGUGCACUCCUUCCCCUGCAUCAAAGAGCUGUGCACGGCCCCGAGGUACGAGGACGGCUUCCUGUUGGCCAACCCGGGCAGCGUGGACCUGGCCGAGGAGCGACCGGCGGACGAGGAGAACGAGCGGCUCCGAGGCAUCGUGUCCUCGCUGCGCGCCGCCAUGGCCGCCGAGCGCUCCCAGCGGGAGGGCGCCGAGCGGGAGUGCUCCGCCGUGCUGCAGGAGUUCGAGCGCCUGGAGCAGCGGCUCCUGGGGGCCGAGGGCUGCCAGCUGCGGGUCCAAGAGCUGGAGGCCGAGCUGCAGGAGAUGCAGCAGCUGAGGAGGUCCCGCGCGUGCCUGAUGGGGGGCAUGGAGGACGGCCUGGAGACGCUGCUCGGCAACGGCCCCGAGACGGACACGCCGGAGGGGGGCCUGGGCCCGGAGGAGGGGGACGACUCCGAGCAGGGGGCCGCUGGGCAGCAGGUGAGGAAGAGCUGCAGCGACACGGCUCUGAACGCCAUCUCGGCGCGGGACGCCUCCGGCAGGCGCCAGGGCAGCUACGCCAUCCACGCCAACGGCGUGCGCAAGCGGGGCAUGUCCAUCCUGCGCGAGGUGGACGAGCAGUACCACGCGCUGCUGGAGAAGUACGAGGGGCUGCUGGGGAAGUGCCGGCGGCACGAGGAGAGCCUGUGCCACGCCGGGGUGCAGACGUCGCGGCCCGUCUCCAGGGACCCCUCCGUGAAGGACUACGGCGCGGUGUGCGCCGGGCCUUCCGGGGCCGGGGGAGCGGCGGCCUGCCCCCCCGCCUUCAGGCGCCUCCCACCCCGGAAGGCCCUGGAGGGGAUCCAGCAGGCAGUGGAGCAGGUGCACAAACGGGCUGAGCCAGACCACGCCCGGAGUCCAAGCCGCUCUUCAGGGAGAUCUUCUCCCCCCCUGCAGAAGACCAAGAGCGACUGUGAACGCCAAGAGCAAGAGGGCCCACAAGUGAGGAGAGAGGGGGGGGGGGUGAAAUUCCCUUUUUGGGGAGACUAAAGCUAAUUAGAGCAGUGUCGUGUGUGACAUAGUAUUUGUAAUUGAACUUAACUGAUGCGGAUGUGAUUUAUUGCAGUUUUAUUUAUUGACAAUUAAGCCAAAUAAUACAAUUUUAAAAAAACAGCCUUUGUUUCUUAAACUUGAAGCAUUUUUCUGACUGACAAACACUAAGUGCUACAGAAGUCUUUAGAAGACCGGCUUUAACAUUUGACCGAGUGCCAAAUUCUGUAUUUAGAAUUUGUUGGGACGGCAGAAAGCUGCCGAUGUUUACCGUCGGCUCAUCACUGAUCGGGGGGGGCAGUGUGUUCAGCAGGGUGAUUCAGGGAUUCGUUCGAUCAUUCCAGACGUGCGCUCACUUUCUUGUAAGAUGCCAUCUAUGUUUGCUGAUGAUUAAAAUGACAAACGUA
Gasterosteus aculeatus aculeatus (three-spined stickleback) is the source of this 2736-nucleotide messenger RNA. The record is from RefSeq and is a predicted model, not a curated record. Lineage: Eukaryota; Metazoa; Chordata; Actinopteri; Perciformes; Gasterosteidae.